UUUAUUAUGGCAUUCUACUACUUCGGUCUUUCUUUCCUAUCGGUUGAUCUUAGUGAGGAUCGAUUUACAGCCUUUUUGCUAUCAACUUUUGCCGAAUUACCAGGAGGUUUCGCUGUAAUUCCCUUGAUGUUAUAUGCUGGGCGUAGAAUUUUAUGUGUAACCACUAUGGCAGCUCAAGGUCUUGCCAUUAUCGUUGCUCCAUUUUCUCGAGUUGAAGCUGGUAUUCAAAAUAGUGGUUUUAGUGUCACAUAUGAUGUGCAUCCAUUAUACGUAGCAGAAAUGGCACCAACUUCCGUUAGAUCACUUUUCUAUUCGCUGAUCAAUGUCCCACAAAGUAUAGGCAUUAUUGUGGCUCCGUAUCUUCGCCAUGUAGAACUUGGAGCGGAAUAUACAAAAUAUGUCAUCAUUGGAUUACUUUGCAUAAUUUCUGGUGUACUUUGCUUAUUUCUACCCGAAACAAAAGAUCGACCUUUACCAGCAGAUAUCAGAGCUAUUUCACGCAAAACAAAAGUGGACUUGAAGGAAAAUGAGGAAUUAAUGACUCUGAGAACUCGGCAGUCUGAUGAAGAGACACCUCGAAUAUUUGAAGAUUAA
Messenger RNA from Strongylus vulgaris, 594 nucleotides. NCBI's taxonomy places the organism in Eukaryota, Metazoa, Nematoda, Chromadorea, Rhabditida, Strongylidae. The record is from the annotation of a GenBank genome assembly.